This is a messenger RNA of Carya illinoinensis, 2290 nucleotides long. RefSeq names its product transcription factor DIVARICATA. The transcript is spliced from 2 exons. NCBI's taxonomy places the organism in Eukaryota, Viridiplantae, Streptophyta, Magnoliopsida, Fagales, Juglandaceae. Gene Ontology annotation, molecular function: DNA binding. Bases 986 to 1999 code for a protein of 337 amino acids. The record is from RefSeq and is a predicted model, not a curated record.
AGACACCAUCUCCACCAAUCAAAGCCCACCACCUACAGUCUUAGCUUUUCUCCCUCAGUUGCUAAAGUUCUUAAGCAAAACUAGAUUCAUUCCUUGAAGCUUACCAACCUGCUUUUUCAGCUUCCCUCAGUUUUCUCUCUUUCCCUUCGUAGUGUCACUUAACUUUUUUGUCUUUUCCUUUUCUUUGUUGCUGAUGCCACAAGGGAAAGGGAGAAAGAACGGAUCUUUACCAGCUUUUUUAAACUGCUUCAAAGCCGCAAGAGUUCAGAGUUUCCCUUGUUUUCCGAAUUUGGUUAUUUUUCCUACCUUGCUUUGUUUCAUGGUUCCUUCUUAGUUCCUUUCGUGAGGAGCCAGCUUCUUUCUUUCCCAAUUGAGAUAUGAAGUGGUUGCAGCCAGAGAUACAAAUGUUAGUUAGCUCUAAAUUAUAAAGCUCUUUUUUUUUUUUGGUUGUCUUUUGGGAAAGUCUUACCUAGAAGCCCUACUCUCUUGGACUUCUGAUCAUUCCAGCUUCAAUUUCAUGGAAGUUUUCUCGGUCUUCACUCCGUAGUUCUGUUUCUCUGUUUUUGUUCCUGAAUUCCACUGGGUUCAGAUCUCAGCAGUGGUUCUAGGGUUCCAGAAUGGAGCACCUAAGUUAUUUUCCUUUUUAAUUUGUUUUGUGGGAUUCUCUUUGAUUUUUGAAAAGGUGGGUCUUUUCUAGAUUCCUCAGGGGUAUGCCUACGCACAAAAAGGUAUUCUGAUUCCUUUCAAAAUGCUUCUUGAUUUAACACUGAUAUUAUUGCUUUAAAACCUCCACCCCUCUUCAUUUUCCUAUCUGGGUUCUACUUCUCCCCCCUCUUGCUCUGUCUUUCUUCUUUUUCAACAAUUCAAAAUCUUGAGCUGACUCUUCAAUUCACAAUCACAAAAGAAUACAGGAGCAAUCGCAGAACUGUGAACUCGUUCAUAUUUUGCUGGUAAGAUACUGUAAUUUGCAUGGUAGUUAGAAGUGAUGAAGUGGGAAAUGGAAAUUCUCUCCCCUGCUACCUAUAUAUCGAACGCGAAUUGGCUUCUUGAGGAAAGCAAGAGUACGAAAUGGACUCCUGCCGAGAACAAGAUGUUCGAAAACGCGCUAGCGGUGUACGAUAAGGAAUCCCCGGACAGAUGGCCCAAAGUGGCGGCGAUGAUCCCUGGAAAGACAGUUUCGGAUGUGAUGAGGCAGUACGAGGAAUUGGUGGCUGAUAUUAACAACAUAGAGGCAGGGCUGGUGACGAUUCCAGGAUAUGCCGCCUCCCCAUUCACAUUAGAUGGGGUGAACAGUAAUGUCUAUGAUGGGUUUAGGCAAUCUUACGGCAUCGGCGGAAAGAGGUCUUCGUCGGCUCGGUCUGCCGAGCAGGAGAGAAAGAAAGGGGUUCCAUGGACAGAGGAGGAGCAUAAUUUUAUUCUCUUUCAGGUAGUUUGCUAUGUAUUCAGGUUAAUCUUUGGUCUCAUCUUCCGUAGAUUGUUUCUGAUGGGGCUGAAGAAGUAUGGCAAAGGAGACUGGAGAAAUAUCUCGCGCAAUUUCGUUAUUACUAGGACACCGACACAAGUGGCCAGCCAUGCUCAGAAGUACUUCAUCAGGCAGCUUUCGGGAGGGAAAGACAAGCGGAGAGCUAGCAUCCAUGACAUAACUACCGUCAGUAUCGUUGACAUGAAAAUGCCUUCACCGGACAGUAAAAGACCCUCUUCCCCUGAGCACUCGACGGUGCUUCACCCCCACCACCAGCAACAACAGCAGCAGAGAAAUUCCGCAGCAGCCACGCCCCGAACACCUUUUCAAUGGAAUCAGUCCAAUGGGGGAGCAACCAUGGCUUUCAACACAACACAUGGGAAUGUGUUCAUGACCUCUCCAUAUGGGAUUGUUAGCUCUUAUGGCCAAAAAAUGCAGGGUCACAAUCUGCCAAGAGGUGUUUCCCAUGAAUCUUACAUGGGAGCUCCAAAUAUGGUCUUCCAAAUGCAUUCUGCACAGCACUACCCCCAUGGAUGAUCACGAGAUACCGGUUGUUUUGUAUUCUCAAGCCGUAUCUUUGUUCUGUUCUCUAGUAUAGCUUUUUGUUUGUGCUUCUAGCUCGUUCUAUGUGAAUAUGUUAUUCAAAGAACUGGGGUUAGUCCAUAGUAUAUGAAUUUGAAGAAGUAGAUGAGGAUUGUGUUUUCUCGGUUUCUCUUGAAACUUCAAAUUCUAAGCUCUGAAAUUGAGUGGAAGGAGAGUCUCAAAGUACUUGGGUUUCUUUGUGCAAGUCUCAGUGGUUCAAUAGAAGUUUUCAGUUUUUUAUGGCAA